UCAUGCACAGCGAGCAGACAGCCUGUCAAGUACACGUGGGUGUGGUUUUCCAGGAAGCUGUAGGUGAGAGAUCACCGACCGGUUUGUUGACUACACGAACAUCGAUUUACAUCUUCUCAGAAUCUUGUGUGUGCAGCCGAGUAGAGAAUUGAAAAAGACUGAGCAAGAGAACUGAUCACAGAGGACAUGGCGGUGGCAAUCAACCAGCAAAAUGUGAUGGCCCCCCAGUACGGGUACCCGCAGCCUGUGAUAAUGCAGCCGCAAAUGUCGUCCACCAACAACACCACAGUCGUCAUCAACCAACAGUCCGCUGGACCUGCGUACCACGGGCAGCGGGCAUGGAGCACCGGCCUCUGCGGCUGUUUCGACGACUGCGGCAUCUGUUGCUGUGUCACGUUCUGCGGGCCGUGUGCAGAAUGUCAGCUGUCCAUGGACAUGGGAGAGCAUUGCUGUGUCCCCCUGUGUGUACCUGGCUGGCUUGUCGUUCUUAGAACAAAACUGCGAACUCAGCACAACAUUCAGGGAGGAGUCAUGAAUGACUGCUGCACCAUCUACUGUUGUUAUCACUGCGUCCUCUGUCAGAUGAAAAGGGAGGUGAAACUUACAAGGGGAAUUCGUUAAAUCAGACGAGAGCUGUGAAUCCCAGUCCUCGCUGUGGAGCUGGAACUAAUCGGACCAUUGUCUUUUAACUCCGCAAUUAAAGAGACUAUGCAGACUAUGCAACCUAAACAGCUUUAUUUGACUAACACCUUUGGUUUUGAGUUUGAAAAGUUAUCUUUCUUCAUUUUAACUUUCUUUGAAGUAACUACUAUUUUACAAGGCUACUUGAACCGCAUCAGGAGGAUGUUUUAUUUCCAUACCUGUGAGUACUAUAUAUAUCAAUUGUUGAUUAUAGAAAAAAACUCAAUGAUUGUUAUAAAUAAAGUAUUUUCUUCGCU
This is a messenger RNA of Pomacea canaliculata, 938 nucleotides long. RefSeq names its product placenta-specific gene 8 protein-like. The transcript has 4 exons. NCBI's taxonomy places the organism in Eukaryota, Metazoa, Mollusca, Gastropoda, Architaenioglossa, Ampullariidae. The record is from RefSeq and is a predicted model, not a curated record. The coding region runs from base 187 to 621 and encodes 144 amino acids.